This is a messenger RNA of Cetraspora pellucida, 460 nucleotides long. Lineage: Eukaryota; Fungi; Glomeromycota; Glomeromycetes; Diversisporales; Gigasporaceae. The record is from the annotation of a GenBank genome assembly.
AUGAGUUCUAAAUUAUCGAAUUUUUUGGGUUCAAUAUUUUGUCAAGAUUGUGGUACUUUACUUCUUAAUACAGGCGAAGAUUUCAUUAAAUGUCCUGCUUGUACGUGUCAGCAUAAUGUAACUGAAUAUGAGAAUAUUGUGAUAACAACAAAAAGUAAGGCAAAAACAUUUCCCUCAAAACUUCGGUCUCGUCGUUCAAAGGUUCAACAACUUGAUAAUUAUAAAGAAGAAAGUGCAUCAGUCAAGAAAUGUCCAAAAUGUGGAAAUGAAGAAAUGAACUACCACACUAUGCAACUUCGUUCUGCAGACGAAGGACAAACUAUAUUUUAUCACUGUACCAAGUGCGGCGAACACAUCAUGGCAUAUAAUCUUUAUCAACGACGGCACCGAAAUGACCAAUAUCAAAACUUGGAAUCUCUUUGGCGACGACACCAAAACGACGAAAACUUAAAUCUAAACG